This is a messenger RNA of Cebus imitator (Panamanian white-faced capuchin), 3261 nucleotides long. RefSeq names its product serine/threonine kinase 32B (gene STK32B). Bases 157 to 1401 code for a protein of 414 amino acids. Gene Ontology annotation, biological process: regulation of signal transduction; G protein-coupled receptor signaling pathway; protein phosphorylation. NCBI's taxonomy places the organism in Eukaryota, Metazoa, Chordata, Mammalia, Primates, Cebidae. Gene Ontology annotation, molecular function: G protein-coupled receptor kinase activity; ATP binding; G protein-coupled receptor binding. The transcript is spliced from 13 exons. The record is from RefSeq and is a predicted model, not a curated record.
GGGAGCCGCCGUCCCGCCCCUGCGCGGCGCUCGGCCCCCUCGGGCUCCGCGCGCGGCUACAACCUGGGCAGGGCGCGCUCCGCGCGUCCGGCAUCCCGCAUCCUGCAUCCCGCGUCCCCGCGGCCGGGCAUGUAGCAGCGGCAGCAGCGGCGGAAUAUGGGCGGGAACCACUCCCACAGGCCCCCCGUGUUUGACGAGAAUGAGGAAGUAACCUUUGAUCAUUUUCAGAUUCUGCGGGCCAUUGGUAAAGGGAGUUUUGGAAAGGUAUGCAUCGUGCAGAAGCGAGACACUAAGAAAAUGUAUGCAAUGAAGUACAUGAACAAGCAGAAGUGCAUCGAGAGGGACGAGGUUCGGAAUGUCUUCCGGGAGCUGCAGAUCAUGCAGGGGCUGGAGCACCCGUUCCUGGUCAACCUGUGGUACUCCUUCCAGGACGAGGAGGACAUGUUCAUGGUAGUGGACCUGCUCCUUGGGGGAGACCUGCGCUACCAUCUGCAGCAGAAUGUGCAUUUCACAGAGGGGGCUGUGAAACUCUACAUCUGUGAGCUGGCGCUGGCCCUGGAGUAUCUUCAGAGGUACCACAUCAUCCACAGAGAUAUCAAGCCAGACAACAUCCUGCUGGAUGAACACGGACAUGUUCACAUUACAGACUUCAACAUAGCAACGGUAGUAAAAGGAGCAGAGAGGGCUUCCUCCAUGGCUGGCACCAAGCCCUACAUGGCCCCGGAAGUAUUCCAGGUGUACCUGGACGGAGGCCCCGGAUACUCGUACCCUGUCGACUGGUGGUCCCUGGGCGUCACCGCCUACGAGCUGCUGCGGGGCUGGAGGCCAUACGAAAUCCACUCGGCCACGCCCAUCGAUGAAAUCCUCAACAUGUUCAAGGUGGAGCGUGUCCACUACUCCUCCACGUGGUGCAAGGGGAUGGUGGUCCUGCUGAAGAAGCUCCUGACCAAGGAUCCUGAGUGCCGCCUCUCCAGCCUUCGUGACAUACAGAGUGUGCCCUACUUGGCUGACAUGAACUGGGACGCAGUGUUCGAGAAGGCGCUGAUGCCCGGCUUUGUGCCCAAUAAAGGGAGGUUGAACUGUGAUCCCACAUUUGAACUUGAAGAAAUGAUUCUAGAAUCCAAGCCACUUCACAAAAAGAAGAAGCGGCUGGCAAAGAACAGAUCCAGGGACGGCACGAAGGACAGCUGCCCGCUGAACGGACACCUGCAGCAGUGUUUGGAGACUGUCCGGAAGGAAUUCAUCAUAUUCAACAGAGAGAAGCUCAGGAGGCAGCAGGGACAGGGCAGCCAGCUCUUGGACACCGACAGCCAAGCUGGAGGCCAGGCCCAAAGCAAGCUCCAGGAUGGAUGCAACAAUAAUCUCCUCACCCACACCUGCACGCGCGGCUGCAGCAGCUAAGCCCACACAUGUUGCUGCCCAACGGGACUGCACGCGUCUCUGCCCUGCCCACCCAGAGCCCCUCUUGUGCCCUGAUGGUCCCUGUCUCAACCCUGAAAACAUCAGAUGCAGAAAGAGCCCUGGACUUGGAGCUGGGAAGCCUGGGUUCUGGUCUCAUCUCCCAGACUGAUUCACUGUGUGACCUCAGACACGUCACGCCCUCUCUGUGCCUCAGUUUUCUGCAUCUGCCAAUGGGGUUACACACUUCUGCCCCACGUCAAAUUACAAGAGUAUGGGGAGAGCCCAAUUAGGUAGGAAACAUGAAAAAUCUUUGAUAUUUAUAAAAUCAUUUUUACGUAUAAAUAUAACCUUAAUAUUUGAAGUGAACCCCCCUUCCCCAAAGCAAUUAAACAGUCAUGACUUUGCAAUUUGGCACAUCCUAGCUUGUUAGAGGGCACUUUUGAAAUCCACAGCCCUCACAGCAAAAUACAUGUCUGAUAUGUUUGCCCCUUCCAAGGAAAUCAUGCUCCCAAACCCUGGAGCAAAACCUGAAGUGUCUUCAUGUGCAUUCUCUGGCAGGCCACAGUCUUUCUGACCUUGUAAGAUGGUGCAGCAUGCGGACCGGCCUUGUCCCCAAGGUCUCAGCGCUGCAGCUGCACUCAUUCACAGAAGACUGUCCCUACUUUUUAGCCUCAGCAGUCCUCACCACCACCAUAUCCCCAGUGCUGGGAAGGCACACAGGUGUCCAUUUAGGUGAGGAGAGUCAGGUCACAGAGCACUGGUUUCUCCUAGAGUGUAAUCAGCACCCCAUCCAACCUACCCAAAAGCCCAGACCUGCAGCAGAACUCUCCAGCUCUAUCAGCUUGCGGGGUUUUCUCUCCUGAGAAGGGUGUAAAAUCAGCUUGUCAGCAUCUUCUUACAGAGAGUACCUAACUGAUGCUGGUGGGGUGGCUCCCUAUUUGUACAUUAGGAAGCAUGGAUGCUUAGAAAGCUUAUUUCAGGAGGAAAGGAGGUUCACACAAAGAGCAAACUACUUUCUGAUCUGGACAGGGAGAAGCUUGCAUUUGAAUUGGAAGAAGUUGGGGAUGAGCAGGGAAAGCUUAGACUUUGGAGUCAGGUUUGUGUUCAGAAUCCAGCCCUGCUGGCUGCUAACUGGGAGACUUCUGGCAAAGCGUGCAUCGCUCUGAAUGGCAGUUUCCUCAUUUUUAAGCUGGGAGGGCUAAAUAAGAUCCUGUGUGCAACCCCAAGCAUUGGAUGACUCAUCGAAUGACCUUUUGUGUCAGCGUAAUCUUCAUCAUUAUUUAGAUACUUUCUUCCUUCACUCACUUGGCAGGUCAGUUUUCUGUGCAAACAAGCCUCCUCUUUAGGAUUCUUCCAAAUGUUCUUCCUCUGAUGUUUGUUAUAUCCUGCUGAAAUUCCACUGUGUUUUUAUUUUGUCAUUCAGCUUCCAUUUCUUCACUUUUUACUUGAUUACGCAAUCCUUGGGGCCGUCCACGUCAUCUCUUAGAUUUCUUAAAAGACAUUUUAAUGUAUGGUGAGAUUUUAUAUUUUUACUUUUUUAAAAAAAAGAAAUGGUCAUUGUUUUCUUCCUUUGAACUUAGGCUAUUUCCGGAUGUGUGGUCCACGUAAGUUGACUUGUUUUCCACGCCUUUUUUACUCCGUUUCCUCAUCAGCACCAUCCUGAUCCCCAUCUCCCCCAGGAAAUAACGGGCCUGCCCCUCUCCUCACUGUGAUGCUGGAGGCUCUUAAAAAUUUUUUUUUAAAUUGGGCUGAGUUCAUGAAUUAGGGACAGGCGCUGUAAAUAGCCCUAGGAACACUGGAUUUCCUGGUUCUGUUCAAGUUGGUGUUUCUUGUUUGGAAUAAACUAUUUCUUGGACAUUC